AUGCCUAUCGCCAUUCCCAAGACGCCAAAAAAUGGCAUCACAAAAUUCACAAACUGUCGCCUUGUGAAGGGCGAUGCCUUGGUGCAGGAAGACAUCUGGGUCAGCUCCGCCACAGGCAAGAUCAUUCACAGCCAGGCAGCGUUUUUCGACGACCUGUGUCUUCCGGAUGAAACCAUCAACCUGGGCGGCCGCAUCGUGUCCCCUGGCUUGAUCGACUGCCAACUCAAUGGUGCUUUUGGCUUCAACUUUUCCACGCUGCUGGAGGAUAUGUCGCAAUACGGCAAGAAGGUCCGGGAGCUCAACAAAAAACUCGUGGCCACGGGCGUCACAUCCUACGUCCCAACUCUCACCAGCCAAAGACCAGAACUUUACCAGAAAGCACUUCCGUAUCUUGGGGCGUCAGGAGGCUCACAAGCCGCCCACGACGGUGCCGAAUCUCUAGGAGCCCACGUUGAAGGACCGUUCCUCAACCCCACCAAGAACGGCGUCCACAGCGUCGAUGUCCUGCAACAAGCGGAAACAUUUGAUGACCUAAAAGAGUGCUAUGGCGCUGAGAAUAUCGAGCCAACCGCCAACGGAGGCACGAUUCCAAUCAAGAUGAUUACGGCGGCGCCAGAAAGGGGCAACAUGACCAAGAUCAUUCCCGAGCUGCGGGAAAGGGGAUCAUUUACUCCAUCGGUCACUCGGAAGCAACAUAUGAAGAAGCAUCAGCCGCCGUGGCAGCGGGAGCCACGAUGA
Messenger RNA from Colletotrichum spaethianum, 738 nucleotides. Its product is annotated as N-acetylglucosamine-6-phosphate deacetylase. Gene Ontology annotation, biological process: N-acetylglucosamine catabolic process. The transcript is spliced from 2 exons. Gene Ontology annotation, molecular function: N-acetylglucosamine-6-phosphate deacetylase activity. The coding region runs from base 1 to 738 and encodes 245 amino acids. Lineage: Eukaryota; Fungi; Ascomycota; Sordariomycetes; Glomerellales; Glomerellaceae. The record is from RefSeq and is a predicted model, not a curated record.